Molecule: messenger RNA, 3605 nt
Organism: Scheffersomyces coipomensis
Lineage: Eukaryota; Fungi; Ascomycota; Pichiomycetes; Serinales; Debaryomycetaceae
Exons: 1
Coding region: 187-3525 (1112 amino acids)
Biological process (GO): transcription elongation by RNA polymerase II; regulation of DNA-templated transcription
Cellular component (GO): Cdc73/Paf1 complex
Molecular function (GO): RNA polymerase II complex binding
Source: RefSeq, a predicted model, not a curated record
UAAAAAUGUAUAACAAAACUGCAAUUUUAUGUAUAUUAUUAUUCACGUGAUCGCAAAACCUGCAUAUAAAAUAUCUGAAAAAAAUUGAAUUCAACAACGACGAAGAAAGGUGAAAAACGAUACUAACGGGAAGGCAUUAACGAUUCAUCGAUAUCAUUCAUCAAUCAAUAAAGUCUGAUAAGAGUCAUGGCUGAACCUGUUGAUAUUUCCUUCUAUAUUGGGGAACAGGCAGCUGAAGCGAUCAAUCUUUUGGAAAUUCCAGUGGAAAGUGGAUCUCAGAUUGUUACCCUUAACUUACCUGAAGAUUUAACCGAAGAUAUCAAUGAUGUUACUACCUUUUUAGCAGGUGAAAAGACAGCAAAGAAGUAUUGGAUCAGUUUAGCUGCAGCCUGUGUCAAAGCAAGUAGAUUGGAUGAUGCUUUGAAAGUUAUCGAACAAGCACAAAAAUUGGAAUAUUUUAGUGAUGAAGAUAGAAAAUCAUUUCAAGCCUUUUCAACUUGGUUAUACUUUAAAUAUGUAUCAAGUGGUAUUGAUAAAGAAAAUAACUUAAUCAAUGCUGGAAAUGCCAUUAGUAAUCUUGCUCAAAGAAUAAAAACUGAUAAAUCAACAGCUACUUCAAAUAGUACAUCAAAUUUAUUAGCUCAAGCAGUUUUAUUACAAUUUAGUAAUAGAGAAGAAGAAGCAUCAGACAUCUUUGAAAGAAUCCUAAGAAUAGAUCAAAAUAAUUGUUUUGCAUUACUUGGAAAAGCCCAAAUCAUCUUAUCUAAAUCCAAAAAUUAUAGUCAAGCUUUAAAGAUAUUUCAACAAGUUUUAAUUUUAAAUCCUUUAAUGAAACCAGAUCCAAGAAUUGGUAUUGGUUUAUGUUUCUGGUUAUUGAAAGAUGAAGGUAUGGCAAUCAAAUCAUGGGAAAGAGCAUUAGAAUUUGAUUCAUCCAACUUAAAAGCAAAGAUUUUAUUAAACUUGGCUAAGUUUCAUAAAUGUUUUAAUAAUUCAUUAAGUGAUGAAGAAUUUUUACAAAAUUAUAAAACUUGUUUAACAGAAUUAUCUCAAAACUAUAAACAACUUCCAAACGAUGCAGUCAUCUUAUUAGCAUUAGUGUCAUAUUACUUCUCAAAGGGAGAUCUUGAAGUAUCUGAAAACCUUGUUAAGAAAGCUAUAAAAUCAAUCACUGGUGAUGAAAAUGCUAUCAAAUUUAAUACUUUCAAUAGAGUUUCCAAGUAUCAAUCAAAUGUCUUAUCACAAUGUGCUACCUGGUACGGAAGAAUUUCAUUUGAAAAGUCUGAUUUCACUCAAGCUUCAAAGUUUUUCCAAGAAGCUAUUAAAUUAAAUGAAUCUAACUUGGUUGCUAAAUUAGGUUUAGGUCAAUCUCAAUAUAAUCGUGGAUCAAUUGAAGAAGCUGUCAUGACUUACGAAUCCAUUUUAAGAAGUAAUAUGGAUUGUUUAGAAGUUAAUUAUUCAUUAGGUAUACUUUAUUCAAGACAAAAGUCUAAAAGAAAGCAAGAACAAGCUAUCCAAAUCUUGGAAAGAUAUUUAAGAUUAUCAGACAAUCGUGGAUUAUCAUCAACUAGUCAAGAUAAGAAACUAGCCUCCUUGAAUAAAGAGCCAGUGGCUUUGAAUGCUUACUUAGUAUUAAGUAAGUUAUACGAAUCAAAAGAUGUGAAUCAAUCAUUACAAUAUUUACAAAAAGCGAUUGAAAUAAGAAAAUUAAUAAAUAAGGACGUACCUUUAGAAGUUUACAAUAAUAUUGGUGUUUUCAAUUUCGCAAGACAGAAUUAUGAAGUGGCGGCUACCAAUUUCCAAGCUGCUUUAGAUAAUUUAGAAUCCACAGAAGAAGAUUUCAAAUCUGCUGAUGGUGAUGUUUUACCUGAUUUAAAGAGUGAUUUAAAAAUUACCCUAAGUUAUAAUUUAGCUAGAUCAAGUGAAGUUUCUAAUCAAGAUGAAGCCAUUCAAGCUUAUGAAAAGCUUUUACAAGAAUGUCCACAUUACUUCUCAGCCAAAAUCAGAGUAUUAUUCUUGAAUUGUAUUUCAGGUGAUAAGUAUACUAAAGAAGAAAUUAAAACUGAAAUUGAUAACUUAUUGGAAGUAAGUGCUUCUGAUUUAGAAAUCAGAUCAUUUUAUGGUUGGUUUGUUAAAAGUUUUGGUAAGAAGGUUGGUUUGAAACCUGAAGCUGACACUAAUCAUCAAAAAGAUACUUUAGUUAAAUACGAUUCUCAUGAUUCUUAUGCCUUAUUGUCAUUAGCCAAUAUCUAUUGUAUCAUGGCCAGAGAUGCUAAAUCCAAUCAAACUAGUGAUGAUAAAAAGAAAAAAUAUUAUGUUAGAGCUAUUGAAUUAUUUGCUAAAGUUUUAUCGGUUGAUCCUAAGAACGUAUAUGCAGCUCAAGGUUUAGCAAUUACAUACAUUGAAAAUAAGGAACCCGAAAAAGGUUUAGAAAUCUUAAGAAAAAUAAGAGAUUCAUUAACUGAUAUUUCAAUUUAUUUAAACUUGGGUCAUGCUUUGAUUGAAACCAAAGACUUUGGUAAAGCUAUAGAGAGUUAUGAAAUUGCUCUUGGUAAAUUCACUAAUGGAAAAGAUACCAGAAUCCUUUCCUUUUUAGGUAGAGCAUGGUAUUUAAGAGGUAAUGCUGAAAAGAACCUUUCAUACUUUAAAAAGGCUUAUGAAUAUAGUAAAGAAGUUUUAGAAAUCUCAGCUAAUAAGAAUUCUUCAUUCAAAUUCAAUUUAGCUUAUGUUCAAUUCCAAAUUGCUGAGUUUAUAACGAAAUUACCAAUUUCAAAAAGAAAGGUUGAUGAAAUUGAAGAUGCCAUUAUUGGUUUGAAAGAAGCUAUUGAAACUUUGAAUUCUUUAGCUUCAGAAGAAGAAAAGUAUGCUCCUUAUCCUAAGCCUGAUUUGAAAGCAAGAGCAAACUUAGGUACCACUACCUUAUUAAAUAGAUUAAAUGCUGCUCUUGAAGAGACAAUUGAUAGUAUAGCUGAAAUUGAUGAAAAAUUAGAAGAAGCUAAGAAAGUAAGAAAAGAAGCAGAAGAUGCUAGAUUAAAAGAAGAACAAGAACGAUUAGAAAUUGUGAAAAAGAAAGAAGAAGAAUUAGCUAAGGAAAGAGCAAUUUUACAAGAGCAAGCACAACAAUGGGCUGAAGAAUCAAGAAUGAAUGUCAUAGUGAAUGAAGAUGAUGAUGAUAAAUUAUUCAAUGAGGAAUCAGCCGCUAAAGGUGAAAAGAAAAGAGGAAGUAGAGGAGGUAAAAAGGAAGGAAAAGGUAAGAGAAGAGGUAAAAAGAAGGUCAUUGAAGAUAGUGAGGAUGAAGCUUCAGCUACUGAUUCCGAUAUCGAAACUAACGGUAAGAGAAAGAUUAAGGACGAUGAUGAAGAUGAAGUUGUUGGACCUUCAUCUAAAAGAAAGAAGAAGGCAUUAUCUAAAGAAUUUAUAGAGGAUAGUGAUGACGAAUUAGAUGAUGACUUAUUCGACGAGAAGAACGAUGAAGAAAGUUCUCAAGAACAUGAAGUUGAUGCAGAUCCUGCUGAAGACGAAAAAUGAAACCAAAGGUGAACAUUCUUACAUUAUGUACAUAUAUCAAUGUAUUUUCUAUAUUAGUAUUUUAAUUUAAUAUUAUUUUG